CCAGGGUGGAGAUGCCAUGUAGGGUUUUACAGCGUUUGUACCUCACGCCACGGUGGAAGCGAGGAGUAGCGCCGGGUUUGAAAGUCUAAACCCAGGAUCGAGGCGGUGCUGUGGUUUUUACUGCGUUUUAAACUCAGUCUUUUUCCGCCGCGUCGCUGUUUUCCGCUCGAGUUUCGCGCCACGUAGCAGACAGACGAGCAGCACCGCUACAGCACCGCCUCACCGCUGUGUUCGGUACCCUGUUAUUACCGCACACACAGUGAGUGUUACCGCAGUAAACUUUCUCUUUGCUCUACUGAUCGCGCAUCGAUGGACACGGAGGAGUCGGGACAGCAGUCGGAUGCUGGGGGAUAUCAGGGCGGACACCGUACUGGGAACCCUGUCCUCCAUGGACACAUCCCUGAGCUCCAGGAGAGGACCAGCUCUAGUUCGCGUCUGGACCCGCCUGUGGUGGACCUCUUGAGAGCUGGUCGCUGCAGCGUGGUUCUAAACCGAAUGGAGAUGGAAGAGGAUGAUCAAAGUGAUGAUGGAGAAAAGAAGGACCGAGACAGAAGAGAAGAUGGUGAGAAGGAGUCCCGCAGAGCUGGGAGGGCCUCAUCUCGAAUCCCCACUUUCCAGAGCUUAGCGUCACGGAGACGUCCAACCGGCCAGGGCCUAGACUCAACCGUGCCCUCACCUGUGGUCAAGGCAGAGUCCUCCAGCAUCCCAGCGCAACCCAGGGUCAAAAGCAGCAGUGGAGGGGCCAAAGCAUCAACCACAAGGGAAACAGCUCUACCGGUCCCUUCAUUACGCCUUCCCAUCGGCAGUGUGGAAGCGGGGCUGUCUAUUGGGUUUGAGGAGCUGCCAAACUGCCCACUGGAGCCAGCCCUGUCCAGGUACAGGAUGGGUCUGUCGGCGAUGUCUGAUUCAGCCACCAGUGACCCCCUGCAGUCCCACCCCCCCAUCCUCAUCCCUCGGCCGGCCCUCAGGGCAGAAUCGGCCCCUCAGUUGCUACGUGGACUCUCCGCUGUCCUCCAGGAAUUCCCUGUUUCAGAGGAAUCUCAGGAUGAAGUAGACAAGCUGGAAGAGAUAGAGUCCGAGGUCCAAACGGAGACUGGUGCCAGUGGCUUGCAAGUUUGUGGAGAACUGCUGGAGGCCACCAGUGUGGACCUGGACUCUGCUAUGCAGGAGAACGAGAACUGCUGUGACGACGAAAGCACACCUGUGUCCACCUGUGAGCUGGCUGGGGAAGAGUCCAGCUCAGAUGACAGAGGCAAGCAGUCGCAGUCCAUGGAGCCAGAGGCUGAAGAGGCCCAGUCCCAUGUCAUGACCAGAGAACAGGGUCCCUGUCGCAAGAUGAUGGUGGGAGGAAGACCUGAGGAGCCAAAGGGUGAAGUGCAUCCCAGGAAGGGCUAUGAGAUGAGACAAGCUUCACUGCUGGAUGAUGGUCAACCUUUAGCCACCUCCACCCAUCCUGGGAGCAAGAGCAGGCUCAGCUCUCAGAGACCACCCAGGACGUGUGGCCUGUGCUCGCCCCUCAGCUGUCUCAUUCUCUCGAGCGUGCUCCUUCUGGGUGGACUGGGGCUGCAUCUGUGGCGCUACGGGACACCCUGCUCUAUGUCGCAACUGCUGGUUCAGCUGCAACUGGAUUGGUUGGAGAGCUUCUGGGGGACUCAAGAUUCCUGUAGCUCAGACUGCAGUUUUUCUCUGGUCGAGAGUCUCCCUGAAGGCCUGCAGUUUGGUGCGGGGUCGCCCACUCUGCCCCCCAUAUCUGGGGCCUGGUUGAAGCUUCUGAGUCAGGCCAACAGGACCGUGAGCAUCGCAGCCUUCUACUUCACCUUGCGGGCCACUGACCUCGGACUGCAGGAGCCAAGUGCCCUUGAGGGUGAGCAGGUGUUCAAUCAGCUGAUGCAGCUGAAAUCCAAAGGGGUGGAACUCCAGAUUGCUGUCAACAGCCCCCAGUCUUACCCACAGGACACUGCUGACCUGGCAGCUGCAGGUGCAGAGGUACGGGAGGUGGACUUGCAGUCCGUCACUGGGGGCAUCCUCCACACCAAGCUGUGGGUGGUGGAUGGGAAGCACUUCUAUGUGGGAAGUGCUAACAUGGACUGGCGGUCCCUCACACAGGUGAAGGAGGUGGGCGUGUCUGUGGAGAACUGUAGCUGUUUGGCCGAGGAUGCAGCCCGAUUGUUUGGCAUCUACUGGCACAUUGGCGCUCACCGGGGAAGCCCUUUGCCUCCAUACUGGCCUGUUCGCUACUCCGCCCACUCAAAUGCAGAGCGCCCCCUGCGGGUCAAGCUGAAUGGCAUCCCUGCUCAUGUCUACCUCUCUAGCGCCCCCCGGCCGCUGGAAGCACAUGGCCGCACGGACGAUCUCUCUGCUAUCCUGUCAGUCAUCUCUGAUGCCCGCAGAUUUGUCUUCAUCUCCGUCAUGGACUAUCUUCCUUUCUCUAGCUUCUCUAAACCGCCAAGAUUUUGGCCGGCUAUCGACUCUGCUCUGAGAGACGUGGCGUGCAGCAAGGCGGUGGAGGUGAGGCUGUUGGUCAGCUGCUGGCCACACUCCCAGGGCGCUAUGUUCGUCUUCCUGCAGUCCCUGCAGGUCCUCAGCCACUCUCCGCUGAGCUGCCCCAUUCAAGUGAAGGUAUUUAAGGUUCCCUCCACGGAGGAGCUGCAUGAGAUUCCCUUCGCAAGAGUCAACCACGCCAAGUACAUGGUGACAGACAGGGUGGCAUAUAUAGGGACGUCCAAUUGGUCUGAGAACUACUUCACCCAAACGGCAGGUGUGGGGCUAGUGGUGAACCAGACAGGCUUUGUGGUGGGCCCCGACCAGCACACGGUGCAGAGCCGCUUGCACGAGGUCUUUGAGAGGGACUGGAACUCUGAACACACGCACAUCCUUUCAGAUGAACACCUUACACACUGCAGACACUUGCACUCUGAUUAGGAUGUAUUCAAUCCAAUUAGAUGUAAAAAAAAAAAAAAAAAUUACAUAUUGGAAAAUAAUCAGACACACAACUACAACUGUCAUCUAUAACUGCCAUGCAGCACAGAAGACUUGAACAUGUAACAUGCAGCCUCUGACUAUGGAACAAUGAAUAUAAUGGAUGUUUUUCUAAAUUGUCACUAUUAGAAAAUUGCCAGAACUCAGCAGACUUUUACAAAAUCAGUUUUAAAUGGAAAAGUAGUUUUUUUUUAUGAGGUUAAUAUGGAACCUUGAAGGUUCUAAAUAAUGUAGAAAUGUUUUUGUAAAGCUUUUACUGCUUUAUAUAGAAAGUAUCUCGCUUGUGCACAGGGGAUUUGAUGCAGCAGAUUAUCAUGUAUAUAUUUGCUUUUUCAAAAAAGUGAAAGUUAAAUAUAUUUGUAUUAAAAGUCUAUAAAUGCCUUCUUUGUGUUUCACCCACUGCAUCCGUGAGAACCAUUUCAAUCACGGCACAGUACUGACAUACUGAUGAUAAA
This is a messenger RNA of Scleropages formosus (Asian bonytongue), 3434 nucleotides long. RefSeq names its product phospholipase D family, member 7 (gene pld7). Lineage: Eukaryota; Metazoa; Chordata; Actinopteri; Osteoglossiformes; Osteoglossidae. Gene Ontology annotation, molecular function: catalytic activity. The coding region runs from base 310 to 2922 and encodes 870 amino acids. The transcript is spliced from 12 exons. The record is from RefSeq and is a predicted model, not a curated record.